GAUCUGUUUGUUGUUAUAGAAGUUAUACCAGACCCGGUUUUGAAACGAGACGAUACAAAUAUUCUCUACACUUGCAAGAUAUCGUAUAUUGAUGCGAUUUUAGGGACAACACUGAAAGUGCCAACAGUGGAUGGGACAGUAGAUUUGAAAGUACCAGCAGGGACACAGCCUAGCACGACGCUUGUGAUGGCGAAAAAGGGAGUUCCAGUAUUGAACAAGAGUAAUAUGAGAGGGGAUCAGUUGGUGAGGGUGCAAGUGGAGAUACCUAAGAGAUUGAGCAAAGAGGAGAAGAAACUUAUUGAAGAGCUUGCUGAUGUGAGCAAGAACAAGACUGCUAAUAGCACCAGUAGAUGAUUAGAA
Camelina sativa (false flax) is the source of this 360-nucleotide messenger RNA. Lineage: Eukaryota; Viridiplantae; Streptophyta; Magnoliopsida; Brassicales; Brassicaceae. The record is from RefSeq and is a predicted model, not a curated record.